ACUUGCGCUUUGUGAUUGGUCCGGCGGCUUCUGGGAUCUGUCAUGUGUCCCAGGUACCGCCUUACCAUUCACAAAAAGCACCGCUUCUUGCGCAUGCGCACUUGGCACCCGGCUGUCAUGCCCAGUGCCCACACUACAGAAGCCGGAAGACAGCGCGCCGCUGGAUAGAGGAACAGGUAAGAUCCUGCUGCAGAGCUGAGCGGCCGGCCCGGUAUUCUGACACAGCCGCGGUGGAAAUACCGGACCGGCCGCUCCAUAUUCGCUCCAUAAGACGCACUGACAU
This is a messenger RNA of Staurois parvus, 283 nucleotides long. NCBI's taxonomy places the organism in Eukaryota, Metazoa, Chordata, Amphibia, Anura, Ranidae. The record is from the annotation of a GenBank genome assembly.